Diatraea saccharalis (sugarcane borer) is the source of this 2292-nucleotide messenger RNA. The record is from the annotation of a GenBank genome assembly. Lineage: Eukaryota; Metazoa; Arthropoda; Insecta; Lepidoptera; Crambidae.
AUGUACAUCGUACACACCAUUCUACUCUUCCACUGUUGCAUCAACUCUAAGACCGGCGCAGUGGACAACGAUAUCUGCUCCAAAAUGGAGAAAUGGGAACAAGAAGUCAUACUUCGAUUCUGUGAGAAACUAAGCGAGAUGGAGACUACUAUCAAUAAUGUAGACUUAUCUAUCAAAGAAGCUUUCGAUCAGUACAAUAAUUUGCUCAGUGAACGAGAUAAAAAUUCCAACAAAGUUGUUUCAAUGCCGUCUACUGCGCCAAAGUCUGAAUCUGUCGAAACGCCCGACAUGGCUACUGGGAAUUCAACCAAAUCACCUGCACUGAAGUUCAAAUCUUCUGUGACAGUUUUACCUUCUUAUGUCACUGAUUCUUCAUCUUACUCCAAAUCUGACGUCUCUUUUGUAGAAGAUGUAUAUGUUGCUGAUAAUAAAGUCGCAUUGAAUGUUCAAGGCGAUGGAAAAAAUGUUACACAACUGCGUUCUACUGAAUCGAGCCCGCAAUUGUGGCCAUAUCCUAUAGGUUACACGCAUUUUAGUAAGAAAUUAGUAGCUUUGGCUACGAAUAAAUUAGAAUACAAGUUUCAAUCGAUACCGUCAGAGAGCGUGCAUCGAUAUCUCGCCGAGGCUUUCAAAUUGUUUAUCGGUGAUUUGAUAAAAUUGGAAAAAUCAGAUGUGAAUGAACAUAACGAAACUGAUUUGACUGUUAAAAAGAUGAAUAUAGUUAUUGAUGUUGAAAACGACCCUGAUCCAAGACUUAGGCAUGAUACAGAUGAAUCUUAUACUGUUAAAGUGGAAAGCUUACCAAACCAACAAGUAUAUAUCAAGGUUACAUCGCCUUCUUUCGCUGGUGUGAGACAUGGCUUGGAAACUCUAAGCCAGAUGAUUCUACUUGAUCAAUUUACUGGUUAUCUAAUAACGUUAUCUAAUAGUUUGGUAAAAGAUGCCCCAACGUACAAAUAUAGAGGUUUAAUGUUAGAUACUGCUAGGAAUUAUAUACCUGUAGGAGAUAUAAUGAGAACUGUCGAUGCAAUGAGCACUGUGAAAUUGAACACAUUCCACUGGAGAAUUUCCGAUGCGACAAGCUUCCCCUUGUUUUUACCUGAAGUGCCACAGCUAUUUGAAUAUGGAGCAUAUGAUAGAUCAAUGAUUUAUACUAAGCAGAAUAUUGUAUCUGUAGUACGCAGAGCUGGGGUUAGAGGUAUAAGAGUUUUGAUAGAAGUAGCCGUUCCUGGACCAGUAGGCAGAGCUUGGGAAUGGUCCGCUGAUAGGACUUGUCCUAAGAAGACUGAUAAUGUGUCAUGUGAUAAUGUUUUGUGUUUACGAUUGAGAAUGAAGAAAUCAAUUUUUGAUGUCCUUGAAACUAUCUAUAGACAAAUAAUUGAUCUAACUAAAGUUGAUGAUGUGUUUCAUUUGAGUGAUGGAUUGUUUUCUUUGACAAAUUGUUACAAUCUUAUUGAUGAUAGAGAAGGAUUUUUGGAAAAGGCAAUUGUUAGAUUGAGGUCAGCCAAUAAUGGGGUCAUACCUAAAUUGCCUAUUGUAUGGUAUUCGACGCACCUGAUUAAGGAUUCUGAUGGAAUGGCAUGGUAUAGGAGAGGAGUACAAGUUAAUAAAUUGAUUCCAGAUCCCGGAAACCAAUAUCUUGGUAACUUCAGAGUUAUCCAUUCCAGUAGAUGGGACUUAUCUUGUCAAAUGCAAAAAAGUAGAUGUACAAAAUACAGGACAUGGCAAGAAAUGUAUUCAUGGAAGUCUUGGAAGAACGUUGAAGUUUUCUCGAUUGAAGGUGGGGAAGCUAUGCUGUGGACAGACCUCGUAGAUUCAGGUAAUUUGGAUUACCAUCUUUGGCCUCGACUGUGUGCGGUGGCUGAGCGUCUUUGGUCUGAUGCGACAGCAAACGCUAGUGCCAACGCAUACACGUACGCCAGACUCGAUGCUCAUAGGUGAGAACAUUUAUUUACACGACUUACUAAAUGAAAUAAGUCAGAAGGUUUUGGCCAUGGCUCUCUUUUUAGCCAUUUGGAACUUCAAAAUGUUCUAACUAACGCACAGGCAAACAUAUUACUUUAACGUGAUCGGUCUUUAAAAUGUUGCAUUGUAGCAAAACUAACAACGUUAACAUCUAUGGGGUGUUAAAGUUAAGGGAUUGAAUAGACUAAAAUCGAUAAAAUUUAGCUUGAAUCUAAACUUAAUAAUAAUAAUAUUUAUUUCCCAGAAUAUUAUUAUAAGCAGAUGUCAGGAUUAAAAUGUUUAGCAUAUUCUACCGUCAUUGGUGUGGAAAUAUUAAAUCUUAAUUAA